This is a messenger RNA of Closterium sp. NIES-67, 949 nucleotides long. Lineage: Eukaryota; Viridiplantae; Streptophyta; Zygnematophyceae; Desmidiales; Closteriaceae. The record is from the annotation of a GenBank genome assembly.
UCGCACUUCUCAAGUCAAAUUCUGUGCUACUCAUUCGCUGCUCAUAACUUCCCUUGCGGCUUCCUAGCUCCCUUACGACUACUUGACCCGCAUUUUCCCAAAUUCUUUGAGACCCAAGAGUUUUCUGCGUCGAUUCCUCAUCUUGAGAUGGCGAGUUCCCGAGCCCUGCUCUUCCUCGGAUUCAUCUGCAUCGCCCUUUGCAUAGCUGGAGCAAACGCACAAGCGAAGCCGAAGCCCACCAAGGCGCAGCUGAAGGCGGAGCUGAACAACAUGGCGACGAACAUCACGAAGCGUUACCCGGAAUAUGCGAAAUACGCGAAGGACAUCAACAAGUACAUCGGCCUCGCGUUGAACUCCAAGUACGACUUCUCAGCCCUCUCGGACGCGACCAUCCUCCUCCCCAGCAACACAGAGGCCGAAGCCCUCGCUAAGAAGCUCCCCGCUAAGAGCAGCAACAUCCCCACAAUUUACAAUAUUACCGCGUACCACAUCAUCCGGGGGAAAUUCACCGUUCCUCAGCUAAAAUCGCUCAAGAAGUCUCAGCCCGUUGGUACUCAAUUGAAGCAGGCCCUUUACAAGGUUUCGCCCCAAAACGGCAAUACAGUGUCGUUUGCCAAGGGGCCAAACGCGCCUGCUGCCACGUGGACGACGAUCAAGAUCGUGAGGUUGUAUGCCGGCCCUUACUUCAUCGCACACGGCGUGGAUAAAGUGCUCAUUCCCGAUGGGACCAAAAUGCCGAAGUAGAGCUCAUUACAGGCUGUACUGCUACUGUUACGGUCCACACCACAGCACGCUAACUACAUUCUGUUCAACCUCUGAAGAGAUGAGACUGCCUGCCAGUUUAUGCUGUAGAUUUAGGGUUUAGGGUCACUGCCUACAUGCUGGGCCCUAUCCAGUUCCGGUGAUGCUUUCUUCUGUGUACAGAACUUGGAAAAUUAUUAAUGUAAGG